UGAAAAGACAUCAACCAGGGCUCCCUCCUGGCCCUCUGAGUGUGAGGCAAGAAGAAUCCGUCCCAUUCUGCUGUUGAUUCAAUAUCCCUGUGUAAUCCCCUCCAAUUUCCCCUCUUUUCUCUUGAACUGUUGAAUAGUGACAUAAAAUCUUCCCACAUGUUGAUGCUUGUCCCUUAUAUUGGCAAAUAUUUAGUUUGUGCCCCAUUUUCUCCUCAGUUCUGAAAUACUGAUUUCAAAUUCUCAAAAUUCUUCCCACUUUUCUCUCCAGGUGUGUGACUGAGAUCAGGGCUCCUAUCGUACUGAGCGUGGCCCUGUUCUGCCAGGCACUGGAGAGACCCCAGCUGAGAUCUGGACCCUGUUCUGCCAGGCAAUGAACAGACCCCAGGUGAGAUCAGACCCCACUGUUGUGCCAGGCUACAGAUUAACGUCCAUGUUUUGCUCCAGAUCAUCCCAUCCUCCCAGGGGGAAGGCAAUGGCUGCAAUGGAGCUGGUUCAGGGGCCGGUGACUUUCGAGGAUGUGGCUGUGUAUUUCACUAGGGAGGAAUGGGCUCUUCUGGACCCUGUUCAGAGAGCCCUCUACAGGGAUGUCAUGCAGGAGAACUAUGAGACGGUGACCUCAUUGGUAGGGUUUCCAGUUUCCAAACCUGAUAUGAUCUCCCAGGUGGAACGAGGGGAAGAGCCGUGGGUCCCAGACCUCCAGGGCUCUGAGAAAGAAGUGCUUCCAAGAGCUGCUUGCACAGGUAGUGACCUGUGUCUGGAUUCUCUCUGUCUCCCAUCAGGUGAUGGGAUGGUGAGUGAGAAUGAGGAGGAGAAACCCCAUCAGGAAGAUGCUGAGCGAAGAGAAGCACAUGGAAUGUUAUCAGGAAGAUCCAAAGAGAAUGUUUCCAGGAGUUGUGCACUCCCAGAAAAAACAGAAGCCUGUGAGACUCAGGGGAGGCCAGAGGGAAACUUGAGUAGCCUCUCAGACCUUAUAAGAAGCGGCAGAAUCAACUUGGAAGAGACACGCUACAGGUGCCAUGAGUGUGGGAAAAGCUUCAAUUGGAGCUCUACCCUUGUCAGACAUCGCAGAAUCCACACAGGAGAGACGCCUUAUACGUGCACUGAGUGUGGGAAAAGCUUCAGUCAGAGCUCAAACCUUAUCAUACAUCAGAUAAUCCACACGGGAGAGAAGCCUUACACGUGCACUGAGUGUGGGAAAAGCUUUAACUGGAGCUCUACCCUGAAUGCACAUCGUAGAAUCCACACAGGAGAGACGCCCUACACAUGCUCUGAGUGUGGGAAAAACUUCGGUUGGAGCUCACAUCUUAUCACACAUCAGAGAAUCCACACAGGAGAGAAGCCCUACACAUGCUCAGAGUGUGGGAAAAGCUUUAGUCAGAGCUCAGACCUUAUCACACAUCUGAGAAUCCACACAGGAGAGAAGCCCUACACAUGCUCAAAGUGCGGGCAAAGCUUCAGUCGGAGCUCAGACCUUAUCACACAUCAGAGAAUCCACACGGGAGAGAAGCCCUACACAUGCUCAGAGUGUGGGAAAAGCUUCAGUCGGAGCGCACACCUUAUCGGACAUCAGAGAAUCCACACAGGAGAGACGCCUUACACGUGCACUGAGUGUGGAAAAAAAUUUAGUUGGCGCUCAGACCUUAUCAAACAUCAGAGAAUCCACACAGGAGAGAAGCCUUACACGUGCACUGAGUGUGGAAAAAGCUUCAGUCAGCGCUCAGACCUUAUCACACAUCUGAGAAUCCACACGGGAGAGAAGCCCUACACAUGCUCAAAGUGCGGGAAAAGCUUCAGUCGGAGCUCACAUCUUAUCACACAUCAGAGAAUCCACACAGGAGAGACGCCUUACACGUGCCAUGAGUGUGGGAAAAGCUUCAAUUGGAGCUCUACCCUUGUCAGACAUCGCAGAAUCCACACAGGAGAGACGCCUUAUACUUGCACUGAGUGUGGGAAAAGCUUCAGUCAGAGCUCAGACCUUAUCACGCAUCAGAGAAUCCACACGGGAGAGAAGCCUUACACGUGCACUGAGUGUGGAAAAAGCUUUAGUUGGCGCUCAGACCUUAUCAAACAUCAGAGAAUCCACACAGGAAAGACGCCCUAUACAUGCGCUGAGUGUGGGAGACGCUUUAGUUGGCGCUCACACCUUAUCGGACAUGAGAGAAUCCACACAGGAGAGACGUUGUACACGUGCACUGAGUGUGGGAAAAGCUUCAAUCGGAGCUCUACCCUGAACACACAUCGUAGAAUCCACACAGGAGAGACGCCCUACACAUGCGCUGAGUGUGGGAAAAGCUUCAGUCGGAGCUCUACCCUGAACACACAUUGUAGAAUCCACACAAGAGAGAAGCCCUACACAUGCACUGAGUGUAGCAAAAGCUUCAGUCAGCGUUCAAACCUUAUCACACAUCGGAGAAUCCACACAAGGGAGAUGCCCUACGCAUGCUCUGAGUGCGGGCAAAGCUUCAAUCAGCGCUCAAGGAUCAUUAGACAUCAGAAAAUGCACAGAAGAGAGAAUUGUAAUAAAUCCCUUGACUAGUGUUGGCAAAAACGAAUUUUUUAAAAAAAAUCAAAUUAGCUAAUUCGCACAUAGUGAUUUUUGCAUCGUCUUCACCGUGGUGUCUCUGCUCCACCAGAUAAAUUGCCGCCUUCUGCCUUUUUCAGCUCAUCCUUCUUUGGGGUCAGUCCUAUGAUCUUUUCUAUCAACUCCUUUCCUUUUGAAUCAUAGGAGUGUGUGUCCCUCCAGCCAGCAAUGUUCAUGAGUUCCAAGUUGGGGAGAGAGGUUUGAUCCCAACAAGCUACACUGAGGCAAAAACUACCUGUGCGUUUCAUCCACUAGGACU
This is a messenger RNA of Gopherus flavomarginatus (Mexican gopher tortoise), 2840 nucleotides long. Its product is annotated as gastrula zinc finger protein XlCGF57.1-like. Gene Ontology annotation, cellular component: nucleus. The record is from RefSeq and is a predicted model, not a curated record. The transcript is spliced from 6 exons. Gene Ontology annotation, biological process: regulation of transcription by RNA polymerase II. NCBI's taxonomy places the organism in Eukaryota, Metazoa, Chordata, Testudines, Testudinidae. Gene Ontology annotation, molecular function: RNA polymerase II cis-regulatory region sequence-specific DNA binding; DNA-binding transcription factor activity, RNA polymerase II-specific. Bases 371 to 2536 code for a protein of 721 amino acids.